Molecule: messenger RNA, 1773 nt
Organism: Cotesia glomerata
Lineage: Eukaryota; Metazoa; Arthropoda; Insecta; Hymenoptera; Braconidae
Product: esterase FE4-like
Exons: 7
Coding region: 41-1702 (553 amino acids)
Source: RefSeq, a predicted model, not a curated record
AACCUGGUUAAAUGUAGUGAAAUUUUUCUAUUCAUUUACAAUGUGGUUAUCAAAGCUGGCUGUUGUUUGCGUAUUUUUGGAGUCGUUAUCAGCUCAUGAAGAAGUUCUGCUUGAUAUUCCUCAAGGAACGUUAAAAGGCAUUAAAUCUACAACAAUUUACCAUGGAAUGCCAGUAUACAGUUUUAAAGGAAUUCCUUAUGCAAAACCUAAUAUUGGAGCUAAUAAAUUCCAAAUUUCACAACAAGCAGAUGGUUGGAGUGGAAUAAAAGAUGCUACAAGUCAUGGUGCAACUUGUGUUUUUUAUUGUAUGAUUCGCCAAGCAGUAGUUGGUGAUGAUGAUUGUCUUUUUAUCAACGUUUAUACUCCAGAUUUAAAUAAGGAUGCUAAACGUGCAGUGAUGGUAUGGUUUCAUCCAGGUGGAUUUAAUGCUGGAUCUGGUGAUGACGACGUAUAUGGCCCUGACUUUUUAGUUGAAAAAGAUGUUGUUCUUGUGACGCUUAACUUCCGUUUAGGUGCCGUUGGCUUUCUUAAUACUCUGGAUGAAAGUGCACCUGGAAACGCUGGUAUGAAAGAUCAAGUAUUAGCUUUGGAGUGGGUAAGAAAUAAUGUCGUCAACUUCGGCGGCUGUCCCGAUAGGGUAACAUUAUUCGGUACGAGCUCUGGUAGCGCUUCAGUUCAAUAUCAUGUGAUGUCACCUAUGUCACAAGGUCUAUUCAGCCGUGCAAUUAUGCAAAGUGGUUCAGCAGUUAACCCGUGGGCAUUUACUCUUAAUCCUAAAGAAAACGCCAUGGCACUUGCCGAUAAAUUUGGAAUCAAAACUACUUCUACGGCAGAGAUGGUGAAAAAAUUGGCAGAAAUUCCUACCAAAGAUUUAGUUCAGGCUUCUAGUGAACUUGCGAAAAAUCAAAACUUCUUAAGUGGCGAUAUGCAUGUUUUUGUUCCAUCAGUUGAAGGAGAUCAUGGGCAGAAGAAAUUUUUAUCAACGACUCCAUGGGAGCUGUUAAAAUCCGGAAAAAUUUCUGAUGUUCCUAUAAUAUUCGGUGUUACAGCUGAUGAAUCUGGUCUUUUUACACCAAUGGUCCUGCCAGCGGCUGACAAUUUUAUCGAUCAUUUUGAUCUCUUCAUACCCUCAGAUUUAAAUAUUACUGACGUAGCUCAACGACAAAUAAUUGGUGAAUCGAUAAAAAAAUUAUAUUUUAAUGAAAAACCUGUAAAUAGUGAAACGGCAAUGGAACUUACUAAUUUGUUGUCGGACGUAUAUUUUGUAUAUGGUGCUGCUUUGAGUGGUAAAAUUAUAAGUUCAAGAAACUCGGCACCAGUUUAUGAAUACUUUUUCACUUUUCACUCACCUGUUGGGAUGAUGAAAACAUUUUUCCAAAUGACAGACGGAGCGAUGCAUGGUGACGAAAUGACUUAUGAAUUUUAUUCAACUGCUCUUAAAAAUAAGCCACUACCGGGAUCUCCUGAGGAAAAGAAAACAAAUGAAAUUCUCGAAAUGUGGACAAAUUUCGCAAAGCAAGGAAACCCUUCAACCACUAUGGAUACAGCGAAAAUUGAAUGGAAACCAAUGGGAGCCGAUGGAAAUUACUUAGAUAUCGGUAACGAUCUUGCAAUGAAAAAGUUGAUGCUUAACGAUCGUGUCAAGUUUUGGGCGAAUAUUUAUAAAGACGUCUUAGGUGACUAUUUCAAAAUGUUCAACUAAUCUGUAACUCAAUUGUUAAUGUAAAAAUUUUUUUUUCUCAAUUUUAAUAAAAGUAUAAAUAAAUUUUUUUA